Messenger RNA from Alternaria postmessia, 243 nucleotides. It is a transcript of the gene CMC4, whose product is annotated as Cx9C motif-containing protein 4, mitochondrial. The transcript is spliced from 5 exons. NCBI's taxonomy places the organism in Eukaryota, Fungi, Ascomycota, Dothideomycetes, Pleosporales, Pleosporaceae. The coding region runs from base 1 to 243 and encodes 80 amino acids. The record is from RefSeq and is a predicted model, not a curated record. Gene Ontology annotation, cellular component: mitochondrial intermembrane space.
AUGGGGGACAUGGACAAAGACCUAAAGACAGACCCGCCAUGUCAUCCUAGAGCAUGUGCAAUCCAGAAUUGUAUACAAAAGAACAACUACAACGAAGGGAAAUGCAGAAAAGAGAUCGAUGCCUUGUAUGAAUGCUGUAAUGCUUUCUACAAAGAACAAGGAGAAAAUGCCAGUACCGUGAGCUGUCCAAAAUAUUCGCUGCUGAAGCUUAAGAUGGAGCAACGUGCUAAGGGUAUAUCAUAG